GUAAUGAAUUUGCAGCAGGAUUUGAACUUGUAAUAAAAAAACAUCGGGUAAACCCUAACAACACAGAAAAGCAUAAGAAUCAUAGAGAGCGAAAAUGGGUGGAACCAGAAAUUUGAUCGUUCGUUCACUGGCCUUUCGUCACGCAAUAAAGAACACUGUGCGUCCUUUGUUAAAGAUUCACUCAAAGAUUUCCAAAUCCUCUCUCUUUGCCGCCACAAUCGCUUCUUCCACUUUCUCCUCUCACCUCUCUUUCCACAACAACUCCCGUUCCCUUUGCUCCGCCUCAGGUUCUCCCGGUGUUAUUUUAGUUAAUUCAGAGGAAGAGUUCAAUAAUAUCCUUAACAAGGUUCAAGGUUUGUUAUUACUAAUCUCUUUCCCUUGGUGUGGACCUUGCAGGUUCAUUUCUCCUAUAGUUGGGGAGCUCAGUAACAAGUACCCUCAUGUCACAACUUAUAAGAUUGACAUUGAUCAGGAAGCAAUUCGAGACACGUUGAGCAGGUUGCAGAUUACAUCUGUGCCCACACUUCAUUUCUUUCAAAACGGGAGAAAGACUGAUGAACUUGUAGGUGCAGAUGUUGCACGACUGAAUCACAUUACGGAGAAAUUAUUCAAGUAA
This is a messenger RNA of Cicer arietinum (chickpea), 616 nucleotides long. The record is from RefSeq and is a predicted model, not a curated record. Lineage: Eukaryota; Viridiplantae; Streptophyta; Magnoliopsida; Fabales; Fabaceae.